AUGCGUUUACUCCCAUAUUUAUUUUGUACUCUAAUAGCUGGACUAUGCAGUGGACUGUUUAUGCCACUCGAGGAUCCAUUGUUACUGAAUAAAUAUUCAAUAAAUUAUAUUUCUUUGCAAGCCUGGGAGAAAUCUAUACUCAGCAAUGAAACUGCUUUGACUGAAGGGUCGAUUCACGAUAUGGGUGACUCUUUGAAAUGUUACAUACCAGAUUCAUCCAAUUACAAUCCGUCUGAAGAAAUUGCUGAGAGAAAUGAGACGGAAUUGAAUAAAAUUAUGGCAGAUAACUUAGAAAAGGGUGUUAAAAUAAUUCAAGAAACUUUAACAUCAUGUAUUAUUCACCCCAAUGGAUUUUGGAACUACAAAUACUGUCCAGGUGACAGUUUAGUGCAAUACCAUGCCAAUAGUGGUUCUGAUCAUUUAUUGGCUUAUAACUUAGGAAGAUCACCCAAAAGAAUUCAAGAUAGACAGUACCAGUUAUUAUAUAAUGAGUACGGCUAUUACAUUGGUGAAUUUUUAGACGAUGGUGAAUACUGUGAAGUAACAGGUUACCCUAGAAUGACAGAAAUUCAAUAUACUUGUGGUCCAAGUAAUGGUCCGGCCAAUUUCCAAUGGGCAAGGGAAACUAAAACCUGCGUUUAUGAAGCAAGAAUCAAUAUCCCUGAACUAUGUGACCUAGAAUUACUAUCUUUAAACGACGACAAAAAGACUGCCAGACCAGUCAUAUGUGUUAAAGACUUUAACAUUAAUACUUCGAGUUCUAAUGCUACUGAUGCAGAUGGAUCUUCAUCACUAAAUCCAGGAGUUAUUAACGUAUUAUCUGCCUAUGACCCAACGUUCUUAGGCUACAGUUUCUAUCUACUAACCCCCAAGAGCGCCGUAAUAAAUAGCGAGAUUAAGAAUAGAAAUUUACUAAUGUAUACAGGAGCGGUAAGCAAAUAUGCAUCUCUGGAUGAGUUAUAUGCUGUUUUGUACCAAAAGGCAAGCAAUGCUGUUAGCAGAAUGAUGUUCAUGAAAUACUUAUUGCUACCGGACAAUAAACCUUUCAAAGAAGGAGAUGAAUUUACGUGGGUGGCUGAUCUCGUAAAUAUGGAAGGUAACAGAGUAUACACCUUAACUUUUCAUAUCAAUGAAAGAUUAUUAGUAGAUAUUCAGAAGACAGAAGGCGUUCAAUUUCCUGAAAUUGGAAACUUUAUUAGCUAUAAAAGAAAAGGAGGAAAGUUAAUAAGAUUACCUAGAGAAAAUAAAGCUCCUACAGCGAACCCUAUCAAAAAAAUAACCUCAAGCCAAGAAAGUCAUAUAGUAGAAGAGGAAAGAAACGCUGAUGAAACGAAUAAUUCAGUUAAAGUAGAAAGUUCAGUUAAAACACAAGGCUUCGAUAAGGUAAUAACUGCUGAAAAGAAGGAAUUGAUCAACAGUGACAAUCAAGAUGUUACCUCUAUGAACAAAAAAGUUAACUCGAUAAAGAGUAAUAGUGUAUCUGAUUUGACAAUCAAGUCAACCACUACAAUAAUAACCACCUCCGUUUUAGCAUCAGAAUUUUCAUCGAAAGAAAAAUCGAUAGACUCUACCGAUAAGGUGAAUAAAAUUAAGAAUGAAAAUAUUCAUAAAAUAAAUGAUCGAGAAAAGAAACCAAAUAAAUUAGAAUCAAAAAAUGUAAAAUCGGAGCUAAACACUUCAAAGAAGCCUAUAGAAAAUGAAAUUAAUAAUAAACCUACAAAAACUAAUGAAAACUCUAAUUUUGUAAGCCUGCAGAAUUCGCAUAAAUCUCAAGCAACUAAAGAUUUAGGAAAGGAAGUAACACCAGCUUCCAUUAUAUCAAAAUCCGAGGCAAAGAAAACUACAUUAGCGUCUACCCAGAGUAAGGAAAGUGAUUAUACUGUUCAUAAUGUAGAUUCAACAAUAGUACACGAUGAGCUAUAA
Molecule: messenger RNA, 1923 nt
Organism: Tetrapisispora phaffii CBS 4417
Lineage: Eukaryota; Fungi; Ascomycota; Saccharomycetes; Saccharomycetales; Saccharomycetaceae
Exons: 1
Coding region: 1-1923 (640 amino acids)
Biological process (GO): retrograde protein transport, ER to cytosol; endoplasmic reticulum unfolded protein response
Cellular component (GO): endoplasmic reticulum lumen
Source: RefSeq, a predicted model, not a curated record